UCCCGUAAACCUAUAUAAAGGUCUAGAAUUCCUCCGGUUAUCAAUUACUUUUUCUUCUCUCUCAUCAAUAUCACAUCCAGCAAUGUCUCCAACCUUACCAAAGAAAGCUUUAAUCUCCAUCACCUCUUACUGCGAACCAUUCUACGAGGAUGGUAGCAAGACCGGUUUGUUCUACGGUGAAGCAUCCCACCCAUGGCACGUGCUUACCAAGGCUGGUUUUGAAGUCGACUUUGCCUCCGAAUCUGGCUCCUAUGGUCUCGAUGACCAUUCCACCAGCGAGGAUUUCUUGAGCAAGGAAGAUAUUGCCGAGCUCAACGAUCCAAAUUCUGAAUGCUCCAAGGCGUUCAAGAAGAUCAAGAAGGCCUCUGACAUCAAUGCCGACGAAUACGGUAUCUUCUUUGCCUCCGCUGGCCAUGCUACCUUAUUCGACUACCCAACUGCCAGCACUUUGCAGAGUAUUGCCUCCGAAAUCUACAACAACGGUGGUAUUGUGUCCACCGUCUGCCACGGUGGUUCCAUCUUUGCCAACUUGAUGGACAAGAAGACCGGUGAACACUUGGUCAAGGGCAAGAAGGUCACUGGCUUCACUGAUAUCGGUGAAGACCAAAUGGGUAUUACUUCUAUCUUGGAAAAGUACAAGUUGAAGACCGUCCAGACCAUUGCUGAGGAGGUUGGUGCCACUUAUGUUCAUCCUCCAACUCCAUUCGGUGACUGGAACUUGACUGACGGUAGAGUUGUCACCGGUGUCAACCCAGCUUCUGCUCACUCCACUGCCGUCGCUGUCGUUGAAGCCUUUAACAAGCUUUGAGGGAUGAUGUAUUUCCUUUAGUAAUUGAUCUGUCCAUGAAAUAUGUAGAAGCCCAAUCUCUUGGCUAGAGCCUUAACCAGGGAUAAAUUGUCUUUUUGGCGCAGACGUCAACUUGUUUCAUUAUAAUUAGCAUUCACCUAGCGCCGAUCAAGUUGCACUCCCGAAAGCCAUAAGCAUGAUGAGACACUGUUCGUUUAUAUUCGGGUAUUUCCUCACAGGUAAGUUAAACUGUUAGGGCUCUAAGCGCCUAGUUUAUAUAUAUAUGCACCUCACGUUUCUCGCUAAUUUUAUC
Babjeviella inositovora NRRL Y-12698 is the source of this 1100-nucleotide messenger RNA. It is a transcript of the gene GLX3, whose product is annotated as glutathione-independent methylglyoxalase. The record is from RefSeq and is a predicted model, not a curated record. Gene Ontology annotation, molecular function: glyoxalase III activity. The coding region runs from base 83 to 808 and encodes 241 amino acids. The transcript has a single exon. NCBI's taxonomy places the organism in Eukaryota, Fungi, Ascomycota, Pichiomycetes, Serinales.